Messenger RNA from Pogoniulus pusillus (Red-fronted tinkerbird), 2479 nucleotides. It is a transcript of the gene ATL1, whose product is annotated as atlastin GTPase 1. Gene Ontology annotation, molecular function: GTPase activity; GTP binding. Lineage: Eukaryota; Metazoa; Chordata; Aves; Piciformes; Lybiidae. Gene Ontology annotation, biological process: endoplasmic reticulum organization; protein homooligomerization. Bases 128 to 1804 code for a protein of 558 amino acids. The record is from RefSeq and is a predicted model, not a curated record. The transcript is spliced from 14 exons.
CUGCUGCCGCCGCCGGCUCCCCCGCCCGCCCCGCUCCACCGCGGCAGCCGCGCCAGACGCAGCGCGGCUCGGAACGCGCAAGGAACCUCCCGUAACCGCCGCGGCCCGGGCAGUCCCUCGCCGCGCCAUGGCCCGGAACCGCCGGGAGAGAAGCAGCUGGGGUAGUUUUGCGGACAAGGCUUACGAGUGGAGCUCAGAAGAGGAGGAGUCUGUGAGGAAGGCAGGACCAGUGCAAGUCCUCAUUGUCAAAGAUGACCAUUCCUUUGAACUGGAUGAAGCUGCACUCAACCGCAUCCUCCUCUCAGAGGCUGUCAGAGAUAAAGAGGUUGUGGCUGUCUCCGUUGCUGGGGCUUUUAGGAAAGGAAAAUCAUUCCUGAUGGACUUCAUGCUGCGGUACAUGUACAAUAAGGAAGCAGUGGACUGGGUUGGAGAUUACAACGAGCCUCUGACAGGUUUCUCCUGGAGAGGUGGGUCUGAGCGGGAGACGACCGGCAUUCAGAUAUGGAGCGAGGUUUUCCUGGUGGACAAGCCUGAUGGUACAAAGGUUGCAGUGUUGCUGAUGGACACACAGGGCACCUUUGACAGCCAGUCCACCUUGAGGGAUUCAGCCACUGUGUUUGCCCUUAGCACAAUGAUCAGCUCAAUACAGGUUUACAACUUGUCCCAGAACGUGCAGGAGGAUGACCUGCAGCACUUGCAGCUUUUCACCGAGUACGGCAGGCUGGCCAUGGAGGAGACGUUCCUGAAACCUUUCCAGUCCCUUAUAUUCCUUGUUCGUGACUGGAGCUUCCCUUAUGAAUUUUCCUAUGGAUCUGAUGGUGGUGCCAAAUUUCUGGAGAAGCGGCUCAAGGUCUCAGGAAAUCAGCAUGAGGAGCUGCAGAAUGUCAGAAAGCACAUCCAUUCCUGCUUCACCAAGAUCUCCUGCUUCCUCUUACCUCACCCAGGCCUCAAAGUUGCCACCAACCCUAAUUUUGAUGGAAAACUGAAAGAAAUAGAUGAUGAGUUCAUCAAGAACUUGAAGGUCUUGAUUCCUUGGCUUCUUAGCCCUGAGAGCCUGGAUGUGAAGGAGAUCAAUGGAAACAACAUCACUUGUCGAGGCCUUGUGGAGUAUUUUAAGGCAUACAUAAAGAUCUACCAAGGGGAAGAGCUGCCACACCCCAAGUCGAUGCUGCAGGCCACAGCAGAAGCCAACAAUUUAGCAGCAGUUGCCACUGCCAAAGACACCUACAGCAGAAGAAUGGAGGAGGUCUGCGGUGGGGACAAGCCCUUCCUCGCACCCAGCGACCUCCAGAGCAAGCACAUGGAACUGAAGGAGGAGGCUGUGAAGCUGUUCCGCGGGGUGAAGAAGAUGGGUGGGGAGGAGUUCAGCCGCCGCUACCUGCAGCAGCUGGAGGCGGAGAUCGAUGAGCUCUACAUCCAGUACAUCAAGCACAACGACAGCAAGAACAUCUUCCACGCCGCCCGCACCCCUGCCACCCUCUUCGUGGUCAUCUUCAUCACUUAUGUGAUCGCUGGGGUGACAGGCUUCAUUGGCUUGGACAUCAUAGCCAGCCUGUGCAACAUGAUCAUGGGCUUGACACUUAUCACACUCUGUACCUGGGCAUAUAUCAGAUACUCUGGGGAGUACAGAGAACUGGGCGCAGUUAUAGACCAAGUGGCCGCAGCCUUGUGGGACCAGGGAAGCACAAAUGAGGCUUUGUACAAACUGUACAGCGCGGCCGCGACCCACCGGCACUUGUAUCACCACGCCUUCCCCGCACAGAGAGCCCAGCCCGCCGAGGCCUCCGACAGGAAGAAGCUCUAAAGGGGUUUGAGAUGCAUGGAGGAGGCGGCGUGGACAUCUCUGCUCCACACUCUCGUCCUCGUGUCCCAUCACAAGCUGCUGCCACCCAACAGAGCGAAGAACAAAGCCCACGUCUGGUGGAGACCUCAGAGUGUUUGAGGGGGUGACCUCAGCAUGGUUUCUGUUGUUGAUUUGUACAUACUGGCACUGCUGCGACAACAAAAGUGCUUUUAAUUUGUGACAGCCUCCCUCCCAGCUCAGUUAUGAAGCCUUAUUUCCCCCUUCUUCAUUAGUUACGAGGUCACUGCAGAAAUUUACAACUAAUUACAUGAUACCACAACUAAAAACUCUUCCAGACCUUUGCUUAUUCAAAAACCAACUCAUUUUUCAGACCUCUGAGCAAGUUGCUAUAACAUGUAACCAACCUCUCUUUUGUUUUCCUUCCAAUUAACUAUUUAAUGACAUAAGCAUCAUAAAAAAAAUGUAUUAACAUGCUUUCUCCAAACCUGUUAAGGGCACUUCUGCUGUGCUUUGUGACCCACCUCGUGCGGGAAGCAUCACUUGGUUCAUGUACUGGAGAAGUCUCACUGUUAUUUCUGUACAUAUAGAUCCAUUAUUGAGCAUAGAUGGUGUGUCCCACAGCUCUAUUCUUACAGUGUCAGAGCAAUUAAAGUUUGUGUUUGGUUCCUAAAAGAA